Molecule: messenger RNA, 492 nt
Organism: Fusarium coffeatum
Lineage: Eukaryota; Fungi; Ascomycota; Sordariomycetes; Hypocreales; Nectriaceae
Exons: 1
Coding region: 1-492 (163 amino acids)
Molecular function (GO): protein dimerization activity
Source: RefSeq, a predicted model, not a curated record
AUGACUGAAGAUGUCCCGGUCUGUGCCGCCGCCUUACUACUUGAUCCUUCUAAGCGACUAGCAUAUAUCCAGCAAAACUGGCCCCGAGACUGGCAUGAGGCAGCUAUUGCUGGUGCUCGGGACAUUUGGAUGACAGAGUAUCAGGGGCUUGCCAUCUUAAAGGAACCAGAACGUCGUCCUGCACCGCUACCCUCGGAGCAGAAUGGUCAGUUAUCGUUUCUUUUCAGGUCAAUUGAGGUGAAGCAGAAGGCAAUUUUUACCGAUUCAGAUAAUCUGUAUUCCUUUAUCAACGCUUUAACUCUUGAAAUCGACUGUACUCCUCUUGAGUGGUGGUUUCGUCUUGAGCAUCGGGCACAGUAUCCACGGCUCAGUCGUAUGGCUAUCGAUAUCCUUUCCAUCCCAUCUGAAUCAGCUGAGCCGGAGAGAGUAUUCCCAGGUGCUCGACGUUACUUCUUCGUGGGGCCGGCUUCGAAUCACUUGCAAGAAUCUUGA